Messenger RNA from Polypterus senegalus (gray bichir), 1907 nucleotides. RefSeq names its product tripartite motif-containing protein 16-like. Gene Ontology annotation, molecular function: zinc ion binding; protein binding. The transcript is spliced from 6 exons. Lineage: Eukaryota; Metazoa; Chordata; Cladistia; Polypteriformes; Polypteridae. The coding region runs from base 49 to 1731 and encodes 560 amino acids. The record is from RefSeq and is a predicted model, not a curated record.
CUUGUUUGUCUGACUGAUUCUCUCUGCCUGCCUCUCCUCAGACUGACGAUGGCUGAAGCCCAGCUGUGUGGAUUACAGGACGAGUUCACCUGCUCAAUUUGUUUGGACACCCUGACUGACCCUGUGUCACUGCACUGUGGUCACAGUUUCUGCCUGAAGUGCCUCUCCGACUGCUGGGAUCAGAGCCAAGUGUGUAGCUGUCCUCAGUGCAGACAUGUCUUCAUUGUGAGGCCUGAACUUAAGAGAAACACUCUGCUGAAUGAAGUCAUCAAUAAAUUAAAGAAGACGACACUCAGUUCUCCUCCAUCUAAGAAUUAUGCCGGCCCUGGAGAAGUGGAGUGUGACUUCUGUACUGGGAAGAAGUUCAGAGCGGUGAAGUCCUGUCUAACCUGCUUGGCCUCUUUCUGUCAGACUCACCUGAAGCCUCACUUUGAAAUAGCAGCCUGGAAGGGACACAAGCUGACUGAUCCUGAUAGAAAUCUAAAGGAGAAACUCUGUGAGAAACAUCAGAAAAGUCUGGAGAUGUUUUGUAGAACCGACAAGACAUGCAUCUGCUUGAUGUGUGGAAUGAUUGAACAUGAUGGACAUGAAAAGGUUGAACUGGAGACUGAAAGAGAAGGAAAACAGAAACAGCUGGUGGCAACACAGAGUGAAAUUAGGAAAAGACUUGAAGAGAAAGAGAAGAAACUGAAGGAGACGAGGAGGACAGUGGAGGAGAUGAAGAUCUCUGUGGAAAGAGUGAUGAAGGAACAUGAUAAGAGCUUCAGAGAUCUGAAACAGUGCAUUGAGGAAGCCCACAAGAAACUGACUGAGAGGAUCAAAAAACAAGAAAAGAGAGAAAUGGAGAAGGCUGAAGGAGUCAUGGAGCGACUGGAGAAGGAGAUUGAGGAGCUGAAGAGGAGAGAAGAUGAGCUGAAGGAGCUUUCAGAAACCAAGGACCAUCUCUACUUCCUACAGGCUUUCUCAUCUUGCUGUGUCCUUCCUACUCAUGGAGACUCACUCAGCUUCACUGUCACUGCCGCUUUCUCUUCUGAGGACCUGCUAAAGGAGCUGUCAGGUCUGAAAAAGAGUCUGGAGAAGAUCGGUCAGUGGGACAUCUUGCCUUUGACUCCAUCAGGUCGUGAAGCUCCAGUCUUCACCUUACAGCCUCCUGAACCUCAGAGCAGAGAGGAGUUUUUACAAUACUUCUGUCCUCUCACACUGGACAUCAACACGGCAAACAGAGAAGUCCAUCUGUCUGAAGGGAACAAGAAGGUGACACGUGAGGGGACAAAAGCAGAAUAUCCUGAUCAUCCUGACAGAUUUGACUGCUGGACUCAAGUUCUAUGCAGAGAGGCUCUGAUUGGGACUCGCUGUUACUGGGAGGUGGAGUGCAGUGGAGACUACAUGAGGAUUGGAGUUGCAUAUAAAGGAAUGAGAAGGAAAGGAGUGGGAGUGGAGUGUGGCCUUGGAAACAAUGACAAGUCCUGGAGUUUGCUGUGUUUUCAUUCCCAGUACUCUGUGUGUCACAAUAACAUAGAGACUGUAAUCAUUGCCCCCUACAGCCCCAGAAUAGGUGUGUAUCUGGACUGGCCUGCUGGCUCUCUGUCAUUUUAUAGCGUCUCACACACAAUGACCCUCCUGCACAGGUUCAACACCUCCUUCACUGAGCCCCUCUGUCCAGGGUUUGGAUUUGAUCUUGGUCUUAACUCCAGUGUAACAAUCAACCAUCUGAUACCAUGUGACUACUGACCAGUACCCUCCACCGGUCACUUGAUGUCCCCACAAGCUGAGGUGUCUUUGUGUUUGUAGUUUGGAUGAAAUUAAAUUUACAGGAAUUCAGCACCUCUGCGAUUGAAUUUGUGGAUGAGAAUGCAGGGCAAGUGUAACUGUCAGGGUCUCCAUUAUUGGGUUUGAGUAGCCAAUCA